AUUAUUGUGACUUGAUAACAAAGCCAGAUCAAUGCAUGCUCUUCUACUAUAUCAAACCAUUUUCCACUCCCAAUUUUGCAUUUUCCCAUCCACCAUUUCUCCACAUUUCCAUCUCCCUUUUCGUUUGCGCUGUUUGAUGGGAAAAUGAGAGAAAGAAUGGAAAGAUUCGUUCUUCUUCCCUUUGCCAUCGGUUGCAUUUCUGAAUCGAGCGUUGCUGUUGGCGGUGUGCAGCGGCAGCCGCCCAGAACAUCAAAACCGGACACAAAUCCGUCUCCAAUAAGAACAAAAGAAGCUGAAGAGGAAGAAGAUGAAGCAGAUAGAUUAUCCGGCGAAAGCAUGAAGAACUCGUUUAGAUCCCUGGCUCUUCCAAAACCAAACAUAUCAACCGGUGUUCAUAGGCUCUUCAAGGGUUUCAAGAACUUCUCUCAGUUAUUUGGGAGAUUCGAACUCGGAUGCAUGGGGAAGCACAUCUACUCUAGUCAAUAUAGCUACUCCCACGUCAGCUCUAGUUUAUCUCUGAUUACUCUUGUGGUGAUUUUCUUGAUAGUUUACAAGGAUGAUAUGGAAGAAGAAGUGCUGGAAAUGGGUAUGGAAAUAGGGUGUCCUACAGAUGUGAAGCAUGUGACACACAUAGGUUGGGACGCUUCUGCUUCCGCUGCCUCUGCAACAAUUGAUCCUGUUAGGGGCUGGGAUAAUCUCGUAUCGCCUGAUCUGCUCUCUGUUUCCCCUCUUUCUUGGAGGCAAUUUGAGCUCUCUGUGCCGUCACAAGCUGAAGCUGCAGUACCACCUCUUGUUCAUGGCUCUUCUUCUUAAUUUGUUCAAGAAAGAUUGGUGGAUGUGAUUAUAUUUAAGACUUUAAGGGCUCGUUUGGUGCCUAGGAUUUCCAAAAUAGAAAUCAAAUCCUCUGUCUCCCCCGCUACGUACAUUUCCACUAUGGUUCUUGAAGGUGUAAUGGGUGAUAUAUAUUAUAUAUAUAUAUGUGUGUGUGUGUGUGUGUGAAUUUGUAAUUAAUUUACGGCAUCUGAAUUUUGAUGAUAUAUGCACUCAUGUAUACACACACUUAUUUGGCAUUUAAUACAAUUAUGAAUUUAUGGUAAUUUAAAGACCACUUGUUGUGACAUUAAAAUAUAUUUAACAAACAAUGUAGCAUACAUUACAUGAUGAGUGAUUACAGUUUGACAAGAAGCAGCAAA
This is a messenger RNA of Malus domestica (apple), 1193 nucleotides long. Its product is annotated as CRIB domain-containing protein RIC4. The record is from RefSeq and is a predicted model, not a curated record. Lineage: Eukaryota; Viridiplantae; Streptophyta; Magnoliopsida; Rosales; Rosaceae.